Eruca vesicaria subsp. sativa (arugula) is the source of this 504-nucleotide messenger RNA. The record is from the annotation of a GenBank genome assembly. NCBI's taxonomy places the organism in Eukaryota, Viridiplantae, Streptophyta, Magnoliopsida, Brassicales, Brassicaceae.
AUGAGUUCUCGGAGUGUGGGGGUUGUUACUAGAAGUGCAAGGAGGGAACAACAGGUGAACAUUGUGAGUCACAUACCAAGCGAACACGAGCAAGAUCAAGAUGAUCAUGAUGAUGUUGUUGAAUCAACUGCUUCUGCUUUUGACCGAGCUAAAAGACACUCAUCUAGAGGCUCACGGCGAGGACUCUUAGUAGUUGAUUUAGAUUCAGGUGAUACUACUAGAGUAAGCAAAAACCGCACACAGCAUCAAUCUGAACACGCAAAUGUUGAACUUAACAACUUGAGGAAGUCUAAUAAGGCUGUGAUGGCUCCAGUAGAGGAACCAAAGUUUAACUGCCCAAUUUGUUUGUGUCCAUUUACUGAGGAGAUGACAACAAAGUGUGGUCAUAUUUUCUGCAAAAGUUGCAUAACAGACGCCAUCACUCGUCAAGCUAAAUGCCCUACGUGUAGGAAGGAGGUGACUGUUAACGACCUCAUCCGAGUCUUCCUUCCAACCACUGUAUGA